CAAUAUUCGUCUGUAGUCUUGUUACGCGGUUUAUUUGGACGUAAAGAAAAGAUGAACCAAAGCCCUGAUGCUGUCUAAAACGGUUGGAUCCCCAGGUUGUGUUGCUGGUCUUUGUCUAGACUGAAAUGGAGAAGAAAGAUUUGAAUAAGUGGCCCGAGGGUGAUCCACGGCCGGCUCACCUCUCUACCUGCAAAUGUAUGACAAUAGCCGCCGCGCUAAUUCUGUUCGUAAUUGGGGCUGCUGUGGGUUUCAUGACAGCUUACUUAAUACAAGAGGAGCAUUAUUUUAUGGACACGGUGGAAUUGCAAGGGCUCAAUUAUAAUGCAGAUCUCCAAGAUAAAUCGUCAGGAUUUUCGCUAGUUCUGUCUGCAACUCUGAAGGCAAAGAUCAAGAAUAUCUUUACUGCCUCUGGAGUGGCCAGUCAUUUUAUCGACUGCCAGAUAGUUGCGUACGGGAAUAUCAACUCAAAUGUGAUGACCACAAUUCGUUUAAUCUUCCGGGUCUCUCAAAUUCAGGGGUACAGCCAGAGUUUCGUACAAGACAUCCUACGCAAUGGAUUAAAGGCUCUUCUGAAUGGGAAACACAUUGUUGUUCCAGAAUAUGGGGAGAUCAGUGGCAUCGUCCUUCUUGGGGCCAGUGGAAAGUCAUUCUACGAGAUCGGGAAUGACAUAAGUAAAUGUCCUGAUAGCACGUUUACCUGUGACAAUGGCGAGUGCAUCACAAAGCCAAAUCCAGAAUGUGACUACAUAACAGACUGCACUGAUGGUUCAGAUGAAACCUUUUGCUCAUGUGGAACUCGUCCAGUCAUGUCUAACCGUAUUGUGGGAGGUGAAAACACCCGUCACGGUGAGCUCCCCUGGCAGGUCAGUCUCAGACUACGUGGCCGCCAUACCUGUGGAGCCUCCAUCGUCAACAGCCGCUGGCUUGUCAGUGCCGCUCAUUGUUUUGAAGCAGAAAACAACCCAAAAGACUGGACUGCUCUCGUGGGAGCCAACCAAGUCAGCGGUGCGGAGGCUGAAGCCUUCAUUGUAAACAUCAAGUCCCUGGUUAUGUCUCCAAAAUACGACCCCAUGACCACUGACAGUGAUGUGACCGUACUGGAGCUGGAAACACCCUUGAAGUUCAGCCAUUAUGUUCAGCCAGUUUGUAUCCCUUCAUCCUCUCACAUUUUCACUCCUGGGCAGAACUGCAUCGUCUCUGGUUGGGGAGCUCUUAAUCAGUACACAACUGAGGUGCCUUCCACAUUACAGAAGGCAAUCGUGAAGAUCAUUGACUCGAAAGUCUGCAACAAGUCAUCUGUAUACAGAGGAGCGCUUACACAAAAUAUGAUGUGUGCUGGUUUUCUUCAAGGCAAGGUGGACUCUUGUCAGGGAGACUCUGGAGGCCCUCUGGCAUGUGAGGUGGCUGCUGGGCGCUAUUUUCUUGCGGGAAUAGUGAGCUGGGGAGUGGGAUGUGCACAGAUCAAUAAGCCUGGGGUCUAUUCCCGUGUCACAAAGCUCCGCAACUGGAUUGUGAGCUACACCAAAACUGCACCAGCAAUCCAGGAGAACCCCACUGUCCCUAGUGUCACAACCACCGAGGCUCACCACGUUAAAGCUGCGAUUCCUUCCUCUGAGCUCACCACUAAUGACUAUAUCCCUGCCCUUGGGAACUGCAGUGGCAAUUAUAACUGUGGCAGAGGCAUGUGCAUAAGCAAGAUAAAUCCAGAGUGUGACAGAGUCAUCGACUGCCCCAAUGAAGCAGAUGAGAAAAACUGUGACUGUGGGAAUCGUCCAGCAGUGACCCAGGAGAGGAUUAUUGGUGGUGUCACUGCCCGGCGAGGUGAAUGGCCGUGGGUAGGCAGUCUGCAGUACCAACGCACUCACCGCUGUGGAGCGACACUCAUCCACUGCAAAUGGCUCCUGACCGCUGCUCACUGCUUCAGAGGUGACCUGAAUCCUGCUGGUUGGACGGUAAGUCUAGGCUCAGUCAUUUGGUCUGGGUUGGGUGCUCUGGUGAUUCCAGUGCAAAGGAUCAUCCCUCAUCCUGCUUUCAAUAGCAGCACCAUGGACUUGGAUGUGGCUCUGGUGGAAAUUUCCAUCCCUGCCCCCAAAUCCUACACCAUCCAGACUGUGUGUUUGCCUUCUCCCUGGCACAGCUUCAUCAAAUCUAUGGAAUGCUACAUUAUUGGAUGGGGCGCUGUGAGGGAGGAUGGUAUGAUUACAAAUUUGCUGCAAAAAGCACAGGUCGGUGUCAUUGAUCAGUCGGACUGCCAGCGGGCUUAUGGUGCUGAUCUUACCGACAACAUGAUGUGUGCUGGCUAUAUGGAAGGACAAAGAGACACGUGUUUGGGAGAUUCAGGGGGUCCUCUAGUGUGCCGUGAAACCCUGGGCCGGUGGUUCCUGGCUGGGGUGACCAGUUGGGGUCACGGCUGUGGUCGAAUUGGCUUCCCGGGAGUUUACAUGCGGGCAACGGUGGUCAGAGAAUGGAUAUCUAUAUACCUCCCUUUUUAAAUAUGGACACUGGAAAUGUCUACCUUCUCAUAGGUGACUAUUGAGGUCUCUCUCCACUGAAGAGGAUGCAUGAAGCUCAAAUGGAUGACUUUACUAACAAGUUCACACUGUACUGUCAAAAUAUUUAUUUAUUGAUAUGCAUUUUGAGGAAAAAAUCAGUGGCUAUGUACCCAUUUCGAAGGGUGCAAUUUUCAUGUGAGGUUGAGGGCAACCAACACAGCUGUGUAUAAAAUAAUGAAAAAAAAUGUGUAUAAAAUAAGGAUGAUUGAAAAUCAGUUUUACUGAGGUGGAGGACAAAACGGGACGACAAUCAUUUUUGUUGAUUAAUUUAGCUUUUGAAGAGAUAAAGAGUACUAUCUGGGACCCUGGACCACUAAACCAGCCUUAAGUUGAAUGGGUAUUUUUGUUGGUAAUAGCCAAAAUCUAUUCAAUUAUUUGUUUUAAUUUUAUCCCAAAAACCAUUAGAAUAUUGAUUAAAGAUCAUGUUCCAUAAAGAUAUAUUGUAAAUUUCCUACUGUAAAUAUGUCAAACCUCAAUUUUUGAUUAAUAAUAUACAUUGCUAAGCACUUCACUUUGACAACUUUGAAUGUUUCUAAACCCUCAGACUCCAAAUCUUGUAGUUGUAUCUCAACCAAAUAUUGUCAUAUACCAGGAGUGCCCAAAACUUGAUCCUGGAGGGCUGGUGUCCUGCAUAUUUAGGUUCCAACCCUGAUUAGACACACCUGAACCAGCUAAUCAAGCUCUCUCUAGGUAUUCCAGAACAGUGUUUCUCAACCACGUCCUAACCACCAGCUUUGCUCAUUCACCAUUGCUGUUUGCAGAGAACUGACUUGCGUUCUAGUGAAGACCGGUUUUGCCAAGUUAGCUCGGAAGAACGAACUUGGGAGACCACGAGAACAGAGAACCCAACCUCUGAGAAAUGAGAUGCUGCGUUCUUCCUCAUGGUCACGUGACCUUCACAUUUUUAACGGAAAAUUAUUUAAACAUUACACAUUCAUACCGAUGUAUCAAACAAUUUGUUUUUCCCCCUUUCACAUGCAUAAAAGCCUUACAAAUAUACAUUGCACAAUACAAAUAAAAUAGGUUUUAAUUCGAAUUUCAGCAAAUAAACACCCUUAAUAUGUUUAUGCCUUUGUUAAGAUUUUCGUCUCAUUUAGGGAAACUCCUGAGAUAAAUAAGUGAUAUCUCUGAACUUUAAUAAUAAUCUAUAUAAAAUGCUGUGCUUUCCACCACCUUCAUUCUGCCGCAAUGACUUCUGGAGCGAGUUUUGCACUCAAGUCUGCAUCGGUGGAUCCUUGAUAAUAAGAACACAUUUUCCAUGUCUCCUUAACCAAACACACUUGAUUCAGAUCUUCAGCUCAUUAGGAGACUGAAAACCCUGUAAUGGAUGUGACAAAGGAGACAUCUAAAACAUGGAGUGUUGGUGGUCCUCUAGGAAUGUGGUUGAGAAACACUACUAGAAACUUCCAGACUGGUGUGUCGAAGGAAGAGGGAGCUAAACCAUCCAAGACAGAGUUUGGGCACACCUCUCUUACACUGAUAUAGUAUACACCAAACAAAAGCUUACAUAUUCAGCUUUCAUAUGAUGUAUAAAUAUAAAUUUCCAAAUACUGACUGCUUUUGGAGUAGCCCUUGGUCACUUUUCUCAUUUCAACUGCAGAGCUUACCCAAAACUCUUUGUCAUUAGAUAUGAUUCUCAUGAUCAAAUUACGAUAAAUAUUGCUCAACAAUGACAGCACUUGAUCAGACCGUAGCAUAGAAGAAGACAGUUUGUGGAAAUGUAUGCAAUAUCGCCCCAUGUGGAACACUCUGAGAAUGCAACAGAAGUUUAUGUACAGAGUGUUUGGGGCCAAAUAUCAACAAACGGUGCUAAAUCUGUUAACCUCCAUUUUGUUUUUCAAUGCAACAAAAACAUCAAUAAACAAAUGGACUGA
Molecule: messenger RNA, 4426 nt
Organism: Danio aesculapii
Lineage: Eukaryota; Metazoa; Chordata; Actinopteri; Cypriniformes; Danionidae
Gene: tmprss9
Product: transmembrane serine protease 9
Exons: 15
Coding region: 126-2492 (788 amino acids)
Biological process (GO): proteolysis
Molecular function (GO): protein binding; serine-type endopeptidase activity
Source: RefSeq, a predicted model, not a curated record